AAUCUCAUACCGGAUAACAUAAUCGCCGCCACAUUUAGCACUCAUUACACGGCACUCGUGCCCAUCGACUCCCAUAACCUGACCCUUGGGUACAAAAAACUGGCCGAAAGGGCGUUCAAACCAAAUAUUAUAUUCUCCUUGAUAAUGUCAAUGGCCUUUCCGGGUGCACCAUCUGGCGGUUCAUCUAUAGUUAAUUUCAUAGCAUUUUGCUCAGUCAUCGGAAUUGAUAACCCGUUAGAUAUACUCGCGUACACAAUGACAAUGGACUGGCUCAUGGUGCGUACAAUGGGCAACGUC
Oppiella nova is the source of this 297-nucleotide messenger RNA. NCBI's taxonomy places the organism in Eukaryota, Metazoa, Arthropoda, Arachnida, Sarcoptiformes, Oppiidae. The record is from the annotation of a GenBank genome assembly.